Messenger RNA from Alosa alosa (allis shad), 2614 nucleotides. Its product is annotated as leucine-rich repeat-containing protein 14. The transcript is spliced from 4 exons. Lineage: Eukaryota; Metazoa; Chordata; Actinopteri; Clupeiformes; Clupeidae. The record is from RefSeq and is a predicted model, not a curated record. Bases 561 to 2261 code for a protein of 566 amino acids. Gene Ontology annotation, cellular component: cytoplasm. Gene Ontology annotation, molecular function: protein binding.
GAAUCAUUGGACCAGUUGGACUGUCUGCUACCCGCGAACGUGAUAAUAAACAAAAGGACGCAGUUCAUUGGCGUCAUCAUUAAGCAUCGUCGAAAAGUUCACGGUAACGUUAGAGCAAAGAUUCAACCGUCUCUGGUUAGAGGCUGCUGCGUUGAGUAGCUGCAGAGCCUGUCUCGUCUUAAUGUCUUAUUAGACAUUCUCUAGCUGGUUUGUUUGUUAGUUAGGGAGUGUUUCCACAUGUAUUUAGUCUGCUUUCGUUCUAAAGGCAGGGCAACUCAAUGACCCGAUAUCGGAGCCAUAGCGUCUGCUAAUUUUCGAGCUUUUAUUAGGCACUAGCUACCAGCGAGUGAAUUCGUUUAAACAUAAAAUACUUAUUUUAGAUUCAUUGGGUAACCGCAGCGGUUCAUAUUACUAUCAGCUUCUGACUCAGCUGCUGUAUGAUAGUGCGUUAGAUCGUUAAACCUGCAUGAUGGGUAACAUAAAAACCAGAAUGAUAGUUAGCUAAUCAGCUAACACCACUGAGUUGGAGUCGAGUUGUUUUGCAAAAGCCUGAUAUUACGAUGGUAUUCUCUUUGGUGGACCUGUGUGCUAAGGAAGUGGUUAGUGACCAUAGUUCGUCGCCGUGUUGGCUCGGUAGUGUGCCCAGAGAAUUGUACGGACCGCUUCUUGAGGCGGCGUUCACCUACUGUCGUCCGCUAGCCAUUGGCGAAUUAGUGCAGCGAUGGCCCGAACGUGCUCUGGCCGUAGGAAGGAAGAGACGACCAGGACAAAAUCCCCCUAACCGACUCUGCGUCCAGGCGCUGCUGUUGGCUGUUGUGAGAGGAUUGGCAGACAAAAGGUGUGCCCUGCAGUUGCUGGAUCUAUGUGGGUUACAGUGUGAAGAUGAAUGUGUGGAAGACUCAAUGGGUGGCUGGUCUCUCACUGUUGCCCUUUGCUCCAUGGUGCUGCAGGCUACAGUUGCUGCCCAGAAAGGUGUUAGAAAAGAGGGGGAACGGGAGAGGAAGAGAAGCCUGGAGACUGAGAGAACCAGGGACAGUGCCAUAAAGCGGGACCGUGGAUCAGGUGGCCGAGGCAUAGAAGUGGAGAAGGGCAGUGAGGAGGAGUUGGAGGGCAAAGGGCUAAAGGUGGACCGCCUCCGGGACCUACGAGUGGAGGAGGGGGGAGAGGUUGUGAUGGGGGUGAGGAGGCGGAUGGAGAUGCAGAAGAGGAGCGGUUCAGUAGACCUGAACAGAGAGAGCGGUGACCUUGACCCUGAACCGGUACUGUUGCAUGUCUGUGCUGACCUGUUUGUCAACGCCCGGUCUUGGGAGCGCAUGCGUGGGGCGCUCACCUCUCAGGGGCCCCUGCGGCUCCACUGUCGCUACCUCCGCGUGGAAGAGCUGCCGGCUCCCUCGAUCGCUGCUCUUCUCUCCCUCCUGCCCGAGCAGGGCCUCCGGGGCCUGGACAUCCGUUACUCCAGCCUGGCGGUGUCAGGCCUGGCCUUGCUCCUGCCUCUGCUGGCCCCCUUCUCUCACCUGCGCGCCCUGAAGCUUCAUUACUGUAACUUGGACCUGCACAGGGCCCUGCCUGGUCAGGAGGGGGCACUCAAAGACAUGUCCCAGGGCCUGGGGGGGCUGAAGGGACUCCGUCAUCUCAGCCUCACAGCCCUGCGGCUCCCAGGACACCUGCGCUUGCUGCUAAGCUCUCUCUCCCAACCCCUUGAGGUGCUAGAACUCCCUUACUUGAGCCUGACACCAGCCGACCUGUCCUACCUGUCCUGUAGUCCCCAUGCGUCAUCCCUCCAGCGCUUGGACCUGAGUGAGAACCGCCUGGACGAGUCCUCGCUGCCCUCCCUGCGCCGACUCCUCUCCCAGGCCACACUCUCCCUCGCUCAGCUCUCCCUCUGCGGCUGUGGCCUCUCGGACGGCCUGCUGGCGACGCUGCUGCCCUCCCUGUCCUGCUGCCGGGCUCUGCAGAGCCUGAGGCUCGCUUUGAACCCCCUCUCACUCACGGGACUGCUGUCGCUGGUCCGGACGGCCGCAGGGAUACCCUCCCUCCGGCUGCUCCUGUACCCCAACCCGCUGGAGGAGUACGAGGCCGGACUGCCCCCCAUGCCCUCCAGCGCCCAACUACUGGACUGGCCCUUGGCAGAGGAGGGGGAGAUCCGGGAAGCCGUUUUGUUUCAACUGGAGGAGCUCCUUAGGCAGAGUGGACGAUCUAGUGACCUCUUCCUGACCUCAGACCUGCUGAACUUUACCAAAGAUCUCUUGGAGGUUGAGUAGCUUGAUGAUCUCAGUGAGAGCUGUCAGCAAGACUGGACCGUGAUUGAGACAGCCUUACAUGGUGAUUAAAAGGCCAAAGUGCUGGACAGACUCCAUACUAUGUCUGAGAUGUAAACCUGGCAUGUCCCCAAGAGAUGCUCAGGACUGUAAAGUUCAGUUGUGUAUGACGUGUGAUAUCAGGGGUAAACAUACCAGGUAAGGGGGUUGUUCUGGAUAUCGUAAGCUUACAGGAAUAGUUCACACAAGAAGUGCCUGACAAUCUGUAAUGAUGGGUUAUGUGGAUUAUGCUCUGUGAAAGAUUUUAAUGUGAGUUCUUUUUUUAAAAAAAAAAAAAAAAAUAUAUAUAUAUAUAU